CGUCUCUUUCCUCCUCCACUUCUCAGUUCCUCUGCUGUAGGAGCGUCUGUGCACAGCUGGUGAGGCAGCGCCUGCUCGCUUUGUCCAUCGUCCUCUCUCAUCCACCUGUGCUGCGGUCGGUGCCGGCGGGACAACACCGUGCGUUACAUGGAAUAAUUUGCACGCUUGUUAGAUUCGUGUCUCUCUCUUUCUGCUGCGGAUUUGCCCGUUUUCCCCCCCUCUUUCGGUUGCAUCGCCGGGCAUCUAAAGUUGUGAUGAUGCCUCCGCUCCACAUUUGGGAUUGGUAAUAUCGAGGGUGAUCUCAUCAUUCGCAACAACACUGUCUCCCGGAAGCGGACAAAACAUGGACUAAUUUUUCCUUUUUUUUUUUUACACAUUCAGCAUGGGAUUAUUACAGAUAUUUUUGGUGCUCAGCAUAUUUUGCGCCUCCUCAGUUGUAGGUUUCGGGGUUGACCCUGCCCUGCGCAUCAGCGUGUUUGAUGAACUAACACUUGGAGAAGGCUUUGAUGGAGUUACUCAGGUCCAGGGCUUCCACAGCGAGUCUAGAGCUUUCCACUUCCAAGGCUCCUCCAGGGAAGUAAAGGCUCCCGUUGAGGUCUCACAGCAAAUGGUGCAAAAACUGAGAGGCAAGAACGAGUUCACUGUUCUGGUGACCCUCAAACAAGAGCGCCUCAACUCCGGGGUCAUCCUCUCCAUCCAUCAUUCUGAACACAGGCUCCUGGAGCUGGAGAGCAGUGGUCAGCGCAGUGAGGUGCGUCUUCACUACCGAACCAAAGGCCAGCUGGCCCACACUGAGGUGUUCCCUUACAGCCUGGCUGAUGACCAGUGGCACAAGGUCUCUGUGGCCGUCAGUGCCUCUCAUGUCAUACUACAUGUCGACUGCAACAGGAUUUAUGAGAGGGUGGUGGAAGCCCCGUAUAUGGACAUACCUGAGGACGCUUCCUUCUGGCUUGGACAGAGAAAUGCUGCCCACGGCUUCUUUAAGGGAGUGAUGCAGGAUGUGGAGAUCGUGGUCAUGCCACAGGGUUACAUCUCACAGUGUCCAGACCUGAACAGAACUUGUCCCACCUGCAAUGAUUUCCAUGGACUCGUGCAGAAAAUCAUGGAGCUGCAGGACAUCCUGGCCAAAACAUCCAGCAAGCUGUCCAGGGCAGAGGAGAAGAUGAAUGGGCUGGAUGGCUGCUAUUGUGAGAGAACGUGCAGUAUCAAGGGGGUCGUCUACAGGGAGGACGAGGGCUGGACAGAUGGCUGCAGGAACUGCACAUGCACGAAUGGCACGGUGCAGUGCGAGGCCAUCUCCUGCCCUCCCCCUCAGUGUCCGGCUGCCACAGCGCCUGCCUACGUGAAGGGUGCCUGCUGCAUGGAGUGCCAGCCUGUCUGCCUGUUCGGUGGGAGAGAGCUGUUGGUAGAGGGUGAUCGGAAGGCUGUGCGCGACUCCGCUGGCAGGUGUUUGCUGUUUGAAUGCAGGGACAAGACGAUGCAUCGAGUGGUCCCCAGUGAACCGUGUCCAGAACCCGACUGUCCAGAGUCAGAGCAGAUCACCUUGAAUGACAGAUGCUGUAAAGUCUGCAGAGGUCAUGACUUCUGCUCAGAGGGCCACAGCUGUGUGGAGCACUCAGACUGCGUGAACCUGGAGGCAGGAGACUGCUGUGUGUGUAAGGACGGCUUCCGCCCACUCCGAGAAGAUAAUGCCUACUGCGAAGAUAUUGAUGAGUGUGCCGAAGGGAAGCAUUACUGCAGGGAGAACACCAUGUGUGUUAAUACCCCCGGCUCCUUCAUGUGCAUCUGCCACACGGGCUACAUCAGGAUCGAUGACUAUUCAUGCACAGAGCAUGAUGAGUGUCUCAGUGGACUCCACAACUGCGACGAAAAUGCCUUGUGCUUCAACAUGGUUGGAGGCCACAGCUGCUCCUGUAAGCCCGGCUACACUGGCAACGGGACGGUCUGCAAAGCUAUGUGUGACGGACUGUGCCAGAACGGAGGAACCUGCGUCUCACCUAACAACUGUGUUUGCCAGCAAGGAUUUACUGGGAAGAGAUGCGAGACGGAUAUUGAUGAGUGUGCCAAUGGCUUUGUCGAGUGUGAUAGUAAAUCCACUUGUGUUAACUUGCCCGGCUGGUACCACUGUGAGUGCCGUGAUGGCUACCAUGACAAUGGCUUGUUUUCCACCAAUGGGGAAUCCUGUGUAGACAUUAAUGAAUGCAAGACGGGGAGGAACACCUGUGCCAACGACACAGUGUGCUUCAACCUGGACGGAGGCUACGACUGCCGGUGUCCCCACGGGCACAACUGCACGGGCGACUGUAUCCAUGACAACAAGGUCAAACACAGCGGGCAGAUCUGGGUGCUGGACAGUGAUCGGUGCUCGGUGUGCUCCUGUCAGGCCGGCCAAGUCAUGUGCCGCAGGAUGGUUUGCGACUGCGACAACCCCAACGCCGACCUGUUCUGCUGCCCCGAGUGUGACCCUCGACUGAGCAGCCAGUGUCUGCACCAGAACGGCCUGCUCACCUACGGCAGUGGAGACACAUGGGUGGAGAACUGUCAGCAGUGUCAGUGUCUGCAGGGGCAGGUGGAUUGCUGGCCUCUGCCAUGCCCGCCCGUGGACUGCGAGUUCACCGUGGUGCCCGAGGGCGAGUGCUGUCCCCGCUGCGUCACCGACCCCUGCCUGGCCGACACCAUCCGCAACGACAUCACCAAGACGUGCACAGACGAGCACAACAUCUCACGCUUCAGCGGCUCCUCCUGGAUUAAACAUGGCACUGAGUGCACUCUGUGCCAGUGCAAGAACGGACACAUCUGUUGCUCAGUGGAUCCCAUGUGCCUUUAGUCGUGGAAGAUCUGAAGGUACCUGUACAGUGUUCUCCAUGUAAGAAAUAGUGACACCACCCCUAUGUCUCUUCACUGUCCUUUCUACAGGUGUGGGUCAAAUUGUGUUCGCGUAUUAGGAUUUGAUUUAGCCUGCGAAACCAGAUGGAUGGAGUCACCAAUCAGGACAAUUCCUGUAAUGUCAUAUUGUCAGAUACAGACAAUUGUACAAAAUGAACCUUCAUGUACUUUACACUGGUUUCUUCUUUAUUCUCCGUGGUGAACUCCACUCAUCUGGUACAUCAUUAAAAGCAAAGUGUCUUGCAAAUA
This is a messenger RNA of Solea solea (common sole), 3135 nucleotides long. RefSeq names its product neural EGFL like 2a (gene nell2a). Lineage: Eukaryota; Metazoa; Chordata; Actinopteri; Pleuronectiformes; Soleidae. Gene Ontology annotation, molecular function: calcium ion binding; protein binding. The coding region runs from base 383 to 2827 and encodes 814 amino acids. The record is from RefSeq and is a predicted model, not a curated record. The transcript is spliced from 20 exons.